Lathyrus oleraceus (garden pea) is the source of this 795-nucleotide messenger RNA. RefSeq names its product AT-hook motif nuclear-localized protein 1. The record is from RefSeq and is a predicted model, not a curated record. Lineage: Eukaryota; Viridiplantae; Streptophyta; Magnoliopsida; Fabales; Fabaceae. The transcript is spliced from 2 exons. Gene Ontology annotation, molecular function: minor groove of adenine-thymine-rich DNA binding. The coding region runs from base 1 to 795 and encodes 264 amino acids.
AUGCCUAUCAUGUACCAAAUCCUUUCUUCUUUUGGUGAAGUGUUUGCAAGCACAGCUGCUGUGGAUUUUACACCGCAUGUGGUUACUGUUAAUACCGGAGAGGAUGUUGGCGGGAAGAUCUUGUCAUUUGCGCGGAAGAGUCCAAGAGCGAUAUGCAUUCUUUCUGCCAAUGGAGCUAUCUCUAAAGUCACACUACGUCAACUCGGUUCUUCCGGUGGUGGUAUUUUGACUUAUGAGGGUCGGUUUGAGAUCUUAUCUUUGUCUGGAUCAUAUACGGUCUCAGACACUAGCGGCAUAAGAACUCGCGAUGGUGGAUCGAGUGUCUCACUUGCUGGUCCUGACGGCCGAGUGAUCGGAGGUUCUGUUGCUGGUCUACUUACAGCUGCUGGUCCUAUCCAAAUUGUAGUUGGAAGUUUCACGCCAGAUGCUAACAAGACGCUUAAAAAGAAGUACCAACGGGAACACACGGUGUCGUCUCCAACUUCAACUGGUCCAGAAAUCAUGACAGCAGCAAGACCUAUCUCACAAGCAAAUGCUCAUGCUGAAAGCUUCAUGAUACCGAUUUUGUCUCAGUUACCCGAUCAUCAAAACCAGAGCUGUAAUCAAACCAAUGCUCCAUUUUUUCACUGCAGUAAAAAGGAUAGGUUUUUGAAAAUAUUAAGGAUUUUGUUUAAAAUUCCUAAGAUAUCAGUUAAUAAUUGUUUUAUGUUUUCAACUUAUCCCUCAUUGAAAAACCCAACAGCCAAGCGGUUGGGUUUAACUACUGGUAGUCCAACAGACUUUUUUUUAUUUUAG